This is a messenger RNA of Rhincodon typus (whale shark), 3194 nucleotides long. RefSeq names its product calcium/calmodulin-dependent protein kinase 1Da (gene camk1da). The transcript is spliced from 11 exons. Gene Ontology annotation, cellular component: intracellular anatomical structure. Lineage: Eukaryota; Metazoa; Chordata; Chondrichthyes; Orectolobiformes; Rhincodontidae. Gene Ontology annotation, biological process: peptidyl-serine phosphorylation. Gene Ontology annotation, molecular function: ATP binding; calcium/calmodulin-dependent protein kinase activity; calmodulin binding. The record is from RefSeq and is a predicted model, not a curated record. Bases 259 to 1383 code for a protein of 374 amino acids.
GCAGGCAGAUCUUGCAGCUCUGCUCCAAUUGAAGAAAAGGCAGAGCAAGAGCCCACUACAGAAAGGGAUAGAAGACAGCGCUCUCAUCCCACAAGUCACAUCCUUUCCCCAUCAGGAAGUGUGACUGCAAGCAACACACACACAAAAAAAAGGGGGAGGCGAAUUAAAACAAAAGCCCAAGACUUCCUCUUUCUGAGUUUCUGAGCUAUAUAUUGAGGAGUGGGUGAGAGAAGGAGCUAGGGCCGGGGGUGGGCUGCAAUGGCUCGGGAAUAUGAAAAGAGCAGCCUUUCCUGGAAAAAGCAAGCGGACGACAUUAAGAACAUUUUCGAAUUUAAAGAAGUCCUGGGGACUGGCGCCUUUUCUGAAGUAGUCAUGGCGAAGGAAAAAAUGACUGGGAAAAUGUUCGCAAUUAAAUGCAUCCCAAAGAAGGCCUUAAAAGGCAAAGAAAGCAGCAUUGAAAAUGAAAUUGCUGUCCUCAGAAGAAUAAAGCAUGAAAACAUUGUGGCCCUGGAGGACAUUUACGAGAGCCCAAACCAUUUAUACCUUGUGAUGCAGCUGGUGUCUGGAGGGGAGCUGUUUGACAGGAUUGUGGAGAAGGGAUUUUACACAGAGAAAGACGCUAGUACUCUGAUACGCCAAGUCCUCGAUGCUGUGCAAUAUCUGCAUAAAAUGUGCAUUGUUCAUCGAGACUUGAAGCCAGAAAACCUCUUGUACUUCAGCCCUGACGAAGAAUCCAAAAUUAUGAUCAGUGAUUUUGGUUUGUCCAAAAUGGAAGGCACGGGGGAUGUUAUGUCUACGGCGUGUGGUACCCCAGGCUAUGUGGCUUUCUGCACAGGGUUAUGUGGAUAUCCUCCAUUCUAUGAUGAAAAUGACUCCAGACUGUUUGAACAGAUAUUAAAGGCAGAGUAUGAAUUUGACUGCCCAUACUGGGAUGACAUCUCAGAAUCUGCGAAAGAUUUCAUAAAACGUUUGAUGGAGAAGGACCCAAACAAACGUUAUACAUGUGAGCAGGCAUUAAGACAUCCAUGGAUUGCUGGAGACACAGCAUUGAACAAGAACAUUCACGAGUCUGUCAGUGCACAAAUCAGGAAGAACUUUGCUAAAAGCAAGUGGAGGCAAGCAUUUAAUGCCACAGCUGUUAUAAGACACAUGAGAAGGCUGCACCUGGGUAGCAGUCAGGAUGGAUCGAAUCUGAACGCACAAACCAACCGCAAGCCCUGCAAUCCACUGCCAGAUGUCACAUCUCGUAAAGAGUGUGUGUCUCCAUCCACUGCCUGUAGUAUAGUGUCAUCUGUGUCUUCUCCUUCUGGGAUAUCUCCAUUAGGAUCAGAAGGGAGAGCAAGAUCGACUUCAGUAACCACAGUGCACACUGGGAGCAAAUGACAAGCUCCUUCAACAGAUUCAAAAGUGGGAAACAACAUCACUGUGAUGCAGCCCAGAAUUCAAAUGAUUUCACCCUGUCAUGUGCACUGAAGCCUAGAGGGAUCCCAGGAAAGAUUUUUAAAGGCCAUAUUUUAUACUGUAACUCUUAUACAAUACAUGUAUCAUAAACAUUGAGCCAUGUGCUGAUGGAUUUAACAGUAUCUGGUGCUGUGCAUAUGAGUCUAGCAAUGCUUAAUUUCACUUUAUAUAAAUUCAGCAGUUGAAAAAAAAUCAUUUUCCCAGUAAUUGUGCAAAAUGUUCCUCCAAAGUAGCAUCAUUUCUCCAGGAUGUAUGUUUUCUGAGGAAUGAGACAUUGACUGGACUGCACAACCCAUUGCUUAUUUAUUGUACCCUUGUCGGUUGCUUUAUCUUACAUGGAACUGCUUCCUUUUACAGAAAGUGCAGAGCCCCUUAUGCUGUACCAUUGCGAUAGACAGCAUGGAGCUGACAGAACCGGUAACAGAAAUGCUGUGAUAUUAACCUAUCGGGGUUUAAAAUGUUGUAUACUAAAACAUUUUUGUCCUAAAACGGACAAGGACUUUUAACUAUUUCAGGGCUAGAAUCAAAUGUCAUGCUUGCUCCUUCCAGCUUUGGUGAAUGUCUCUAGUUGUACAUAAAGGAAGUCAUCUUUAGUUGGGUUUGUAGAUUAUCUGCUGACACGGCAUUGUUAUAUUGCAUCUUUUUAAUCAUGUCUUUCUGUUUCCAGUUAAAGUUUUUGUAGCAACCUUCGGUACAGUUUGGUUUGUCUGAGAUGGACGAAUCCUAAUCAAAUUAGAUAGAUAGAUAGACAUAUUGAAAAGUACGGUACUACAAGGCUUACUUACGCCUUUCUUGUUAAAAAUUUCUUGCAGACAGAAAGGUAAUAGAAACAAGCUAAACAACUUUUACACCUCAUUAAAAAAUAAAUAGACAAAUGUUUAAAGCAUCCCCAAGGAAAGCAUAGACCUGUUAAAUCUUAAUCUGUUUAAAUUAUUUCAGUAUUUUAAUAAUACUUUUCAAUUCCAGGACAUUCCCUGAACCAUGUGGCAAGAUUCUUUGGCAUAGGGUUUUAUUUUUAUACUUCUGGUGGGUCUGGAACGUUUUAAAAGCUGUUGUAGCUUUCUUUUUGGCUCACACUGAACAUGGUUACUAAAUGAUAUCAGAGAUGUAAAAAUGUACAUAUUUCUGCGAGCAGUUUAUCUUAAGGGGACAUGGAGAAAUCUUUGAUAAUUUUGCUUCGACAAGAAAAAAACAUGUGCUCAACAACGUAGCCUCAAAAUUAGUCCUGGUGAACAUAUAAAAAGUCAGACACAUUUGUAUAACAUUCUUCUGUCUUCUACUGAAGUCAAAACGUUAUCAUCAUAGUCCUGCUCUUAUUAGAGAGAGAGAGAGAGAGAAAACUGGAGGUGGUUUAACCUGAGGGUCACCAUGCCUCAGGUGAGGGGAAAGGUUCAGAUGGAGUGUCCUUCGUGGUAACUUCAGCUCGUGCAGCAAUUGAACACACCCUGUUGAUGCUACUGUACAUUGCAUAUCAGCCAUCUAAGCGAACCAACUUCCUGUUCAAGUUUAUAAAGCAACCUCUAACAUUUCAAUAUUAGACCAUCAUUUAUCAACAUUUAUCAGCAUUUUCAGGAUGGCCUGACAGAAGAUUGAAUGUUGCUGCUGCAGUGGUCACAGAUUUACCGCUCGUGGGAUUUGGGCCUCGCUGGCUGGGCCAGAGUUCAUUACCCGUCCCUAGUUGCCCUUUGAGAAGGUGGGAGUGAGCUGCCAACUUGAACCCCUGCAGUCCAUGU